Messenger RNA from Platichthys flesus (European flounder), 849 nucleotides. Its product is annotated as malate dehydrogenase, cytoplasmic-like. Lineage: Eukaryota; Metazoa; Chordata; Actinopteri; Pleuronectiformes; Pleuronectidae. Gene Ontology annotation, molecular function: L-malate dehydrogenase (NAD+) activity. Gene Ontology annotation, biological process: oxaloacetate metabolic process; tricarboxylic acid cycle; malate metabolic process. The coding region runs from base 65 to 787 and encodes 240 amino acids. The record is from RefSeq and is a predicted model, not a curated record. The transcript has 6 exons. Gene Ontology annotation, cellular component: cytosol; mitochondrion.
UAUUCCCACUGACAAGGAGAGAGUGGCCUUCAAGGACCUGGACGCUGCCAUCUUGGUCGGUUCAAUGCCCAGGAGGGAGGGCAUGGAGAGGAAAGACUUACUCAAGGCCAACGUGGCCAUCUUCAAGAGCCAGGGAGCUGCCCUGGAGAAGUAUGCCAAGAAGACUGCCAAGGUGCUGGUUGUAGGAAACACCAACUGUCUGAUUGCAGCCAUGUCUGCUCCCUCCAUCCCCAAAGAGAACUUCUCCUGUCUCACCCGUCUGGACCACAACAGGGCUCGCUCUCGGGUGGCAAUUCGCUGUGGUGUUCCUGCUACCAAUGUCAAGAAUAUAAUCAUCUGGGGCAACCACUCGUCCACCCAGUACCCAGAUGUGCACCACUGCCUAGUCAACAUCUCCGGUAGUGAGCUCGCCUGCUUCGAUGCCGUCAAGGAUGAUGCCUGGCUCAAAGGAGAUUUCAUAGCUACAGUGAAGCAGAGAGGCACUGCCAAGUGCAGGAAGCUGUCCAGUGCUAUGUCUGCUGCCAAGGCCAUCUGUGACCACAUGAGAGACAUCUGGUCAGGCACCCCCCAGGACGAGUUCACCUCUAUGGGCGUGUACUCCUCUGGAAACUCAUAUGGAGUCCCAGCAGACCUCAUCUAUUCAUUCCCAAUCCAGAUCAAGGACAAGAACUGGACGAUUGUGGACGGCCUGGCCAUCAAUGAUUUUUCCCGAUCGAGGAUGGACGCCACAGCAGCCGAGCUGAUCGAGGAGAGAGACAUGGCGGUGUCUUUCCUGGGGUAUGACUAGACCCUGCUGUUUAGUGGAAAAAAAUAAUCCAGUUUUAAUUUGGUUAUGGAUUAUUGCAUUGG